AUGUCAGCCCACGAGGAGGUUAGCAUGUCAGCCCACGAGGAUGCUAGCAUGUCAGCCCACGAGGAGGUUAGCAUGUCAGCCCACGAGGAUGCUAGCAUGUCAGCCCACGAGGAGGUUAGCAUGUCAGCCCACGAGGAGGUUAGCAUCUCAGCCCACGAGGAGGUUAGCAUGUCAGCCCACGAGGAGGUUAGCAUGUCAGCCCACGAGGAGGUUAGGAUGUCAGCCCACGAGGAGGUUAGCAUGUCAGCCCACGAGGAUGCUAGCAUGUCAGCCCACGAGGAGGUUAGCAUGUCAGCCCACGAGGAGGUUAGCAUGUCAGCCCACGAGGAUGCUAGCAUGUCAGCCCACGAGGAUGCUAGCAUGUCAGCCCACGAGGAUGCUAGCAUGUUAGCCCACGAGGAGGUUAGCAUGUCAGCCCACGAGGAGGUUAGCAUGUCAGCCCACGAGGAGGUUAGCAUGUCAGCCCACGAGGAUGCUAGCAUGUCAGCCCACGAGGAGGUUAGCAUGUCAGCCCACGAGGAUGCUAGCAUGUCAGCCCACAAGGAUGCUAGCAUGUCAGCCCACGAGGAGGUUAGCAUGUCAGCCCACGAGGAUGCUAGCAUGUCAGCCCACAAGGAUGCUAGCAUGUCAGCCCACGAGGAGGUUAGCAUGUCAGCCCACGAGGAUGCUAGCAUGGCUAAAGCUUGGACUUCCACAGCCCAGUUAGCUCACCAUUGUCCAGCAUGGUCAUGGUGAGCAUGUCACCACACAACCAACACUGCUGAGUCUUCCCCUCUACAGUGAUCAAUGGAAAAGUGGUAUGGACAGUGUAUUCAUACCCACCAUGGUAUUAUGUAUAAUGAUUUAAUGUUUUCCUUCCUGCCUUGGUAGACCAGGUUUAUGUUAGCUGAUUCAAUGGAUUCAAAGCGUUAGUCCGGGUCACUAUUGGUUAACUAUUGAACCUUUUUGCACUAACUCUUUUGACUCAUCACGUACGCUGCUGUUUAUUGUCUGUCCUGUUGCCGAGUCACUUUAUCCCGACCUAUAUGUGCAUAUCUACCUCAAUUACCUCGUACCCCUGCACAUAGACUCAGUACUGGUACCCUGUGUAUAUAGCCAUGUUAUUACCUCGUACCCCUGCACAUUGACUAGGUACCGUGCUUCUACAUCUGCAUUGCUUGGGGUUUUAGGCUGGGUUUUCUGUAUAGCACUUUGUGACUUUUUUUGGGGGUCACAUUAACCCUGUGUUGUGUUAAAUGAUGCUAAUGUGAUUGCACUAAUUUUCACUUAAAUAUGUCGGGCAGUGGUGUAGUGGAGGUUAUAUCCACAUUUUUUUCAAUGGGCAUUGGUAUAUUCACUUCUUAAUCCCCACUGAUGGGUGUCAAAGUAGUGUAGUGGAGGUAUACGGCGUACCAAUUAUGUAGUACAAUAGUAGCCUACACAUAUCACGUGAAAUAUAUGGCAAAUAUGGGUUUGAAAAGUGCGAGUGUGAAACCAUAGGCCUACAUUAUUCAGCACCACGGGCAGGCCGGCGCUGGCUGAGCCCGCAAAAGUCGGACGAAAAGAUUUCAGCACCGGACUGCCCCGCACUCUGCUCGGUUCUCCGACUCCUGAUAUUCGCCAUCACAACGAGAAUUGUGCAUUUAUUUCUCAUGUCUCAUGA
This is a messenger RNA of Coregonus sp. 'balchen', 1642 nucleotides long. The record is from the annotation of a GenBank genome assembly. Lineage: Eukaryota; Metazoa; Chordata; Actinopteri; Salmoniformes; Salmonidae.